AUGGAGGAAGAGACACCCACGCUCCGCAGUAUCGCCAUUGGCGGACCAACCGCACUACCACCCCUCUCUAGAUCCUUUGCCUUGCCUGGAAAGCUUCCAAGCCGCCCACUGCAUCAUCAUGAGCAAGCAGCCGCAGCAGCACCCCAACAACCCAUUUCCGUACAACACUGGACUGUGGAUUCCAUGCUCCCAGCCAUCUCGGCAGAUUACAUGCUGGAACGCACCAAUGUUUACGUGAAUAAUAGCUCGGCGCAACAAGUCGCAGACCGCAUUGUUGAGUGUUUGAGCCGUCAAUCGCUCUCCUACAAGGAAUCGGAUGAAAACAAGAACUCUUUACUUGGAGAACGUCACUGUGGAUUAAGAUUCUAUCUGAAUCUCUUUUUGGAUUCUCAAGAUUCUUCCACCAUCAUCCUAGAGGUGCAACGGCUCACUGGUUGCUCCUUUGCCUUCCAACAAGUUUGCCGUGAGGUCUGCCGUGCUGCCAAGGGAUUGAGCAGCUCAGCACCUGCCAUGCCACGCAAGUUUCCAAUGCCCAGUGGUCUUCCUCGUGCCUCUUCUGGUGAAAUUGCCAUGCGAUUCGAGGAGGAAGUUGCUCGCGCUUUGGAUAUGAUUUCUAGCCCAAUGGUGGAUUCUCAACUCUUGGGAAUGGAACUAUUGGAAGGAGUCUCCAAGUCUCCUCUUGCUGCUCCUUUCAUCCUCAAGGAGAAUAGCCUUGGCAUGUUGAAGGAACUUGUGGUUUCACCUGCGGAGGAUGAUGAUCAAGUCCUCUCGGCACUUGUUACCAAGCGGGCACUGAGGAAAAAGAGACAAGCACUUUCCAUUAUCGCAAACUGCCUUGCCCACUCGGAAUUGACUGCUACUACUGAUAGCCUCCAUUCGGAGAUUUUUGUCGAAAAAGUCUUCCAAUGCCUCAAGCAAAUAGAAGAUCCCCACUGUGCCACCCAAGCUGCACGCUGCCUACAUUCCUUGGCAGCCUCCAGACAGAGCACGAAAUCCUUUAUAUUGGGAACUUUGGAAUUGUCACAAGUCUUGGACAACCUCCAAACGAGUCAUCACUUGCUUUUGAAACAAGAAUGCGCCAAGCUCCAAAGCGUGUGCUAA
Cylindrotheca closterium is the source of this 1101-nucleotide messenger RNA. The record is from the annotation of a GenBank genome assembly. NCBI's taxonomy places the organism in Eukaryota, Bacillariophyta, Bacillariophyceae, Bacillariales, Bacillariaceae.